This is a messenger RNA of Actinia tenebrosa (Australian red waratah sea anemone), 1459 nucleotides long. RefSeq lists its product as uncharacterized. The record is from RefSeq and is a predicted model, not a curated record. Lineage: Eukaryota; Metazoa; Cnidaria; Anthozoa; Actiniaria; Actiniidae. Gene Ontology annotation, molecular function: monoatomic cation channel activity. Gene Ontology annotation, cellular component: plasma membrane.
CAGUCUGCAUAAUUAAACAAAGCACUCAAAACUCGUUUUCCACACCCUUUUAAAUAUAAAUCGAGAUGGCUGUCGACAAGCCUAAUGUUGUAGCCACUGCCAAAGAGCUCAUCAAUGAUAACACCGCCACUCUGCGAAAUAUUAUUGCCACUUUGUUCGUGUUUGCAUUUCAAGCUCUGGUAACAACAGCAGACCUUUUUAAAUGUCCAUCCAAAGGAAACGCUUCGUAUGGCUGUAUGUUCAUAUUCGUGCCAGCCCUGGUUCUAUUCCUGAUCUCGCUGCUCCUAAGCGAAAGCUUCAAAAAGGUGUCUCAAGGAUGCUGUUACACUGUAGACCCAUCAAAGCAGAUCGUGCGAAAAUAUUGCCCCUGCAGUCGUCCAAGAUGGUGCUGCAACAAGGAGAUGUUGACGGUUUUCUUCUACAGCUUUAUGGCAGGCUGUCUGUGGAUCUUUUGGGCCCUCUUGCAAAAAGGCUACUAUACUUGUGCAGUGUUUGGAAACGAAGAUCAGUUGAAGAACGUUACAGGAAAGAAUAAAACCAUUUUGGAAAAGCGUUACCAGAAUGCACAGACAGAAUCCCAGAUCUAUGGGUUUACCCUUCUUGCACUCAUUCUUGGGAUUCCAUUGCUCUUUAUAACCAUUAGAAGAUGCUGUUACCUUCGACCCCUCGCUUCAGUUCCAAGUCUCUUUGAGUACGAAAAACUGGAAGCAAAAGCGGCUGAGGCGAAGCUGAAAGAAAAAAUCGAGGCAUAUGCUACAGCCCAAGGCGAAGGCAAGGCCGAGCGGCACUUUGCAGAGCACUUCAAAGCAGAUAAGAGCAUUGCCGACAUCAUCCGAGAAGCUCGCGCUGAGCUCUCAAGCAUCAAAGGUUACUCUGAAGCAUUGGAUUCCCUCGAUAAAUACAAAAAACUCGAAGCGGAAGCUGUCAGAGGAAAAUUCAAAGACAAAGUUGAAGAGUUGGCGGAGGGAAGAGUUACUGUAACUUUCGAGGAUAAGACAUGGAAGGAGUAUGAAGAUGAUGACCCGUACGACUUCGUGGAAAAUGUCUACGAGUCAAUUAGCAGCGAGUACCCUCGUGUGACUGGUGAUCAGAGCAAACCGUACAAGAAGUACAAGCACAUCGGAAAGAGAGGGGAAAUCGAGAUGACUGAGCGCCAUGAUGAAGCGUGAACCAAAAGACAAUGUAGUGUGAUUCCUUGUAGUCUUAGAACUGUCAAAAUUGAUCAAUGGUAACAUAAAUAUGUAGGAAAUGAUAUGGUACGAGUAAAAGAGACAAUUUAGAGUAUCUUUAAAAGGUAUAAACUAUAAACAAUAUUGUAAUUAAAGUAAGUUAAUGGAUCGACCAAGACGCCCAGUAGGGUUUACUCAAGUCAAGCAUAACGACGUCAUAACGUACUUUUAAAAGUAAGAUAAGUUUUUAAACUGAAGUUUUAAAACUAAUAAACGGAUUUACUAUGUUA